Molecule: messenger RNA, 4334 nt
Organism: Trematomus bernacchii (emerald rockcod)
Lineage: Eukaryota; Metazoa; Chordata; Actinopteri; Perciformes; Nototheniidae
Product: calpain-5-like
Exons: 13
Coding region: 113-2041 (642 amino acids)
Biological process (GO): proteolysis
Cellular component (GO): cytoplasm
Molecular function (GO): calcium-dependent cysteine-type endopeptidase activity
Source: RefSeq, a predicted model, not a curated record
AGAGGAGUCCCUGCAGCCCCAGGAGAGAGAGCCCCGGCCCGGCUGGACCCCCGGAGGAACACCCACAGAGAACCGCGUUUCCAGGGGAGAGGCCUCACACAAGGGCUGCAGCAUGUUUACUUCUGUGAAGGCCUUCGAGGGGCAGCAGUACUCGACCCUGAAGAGGCAGUGCCUGCAGAGCGGACUUCUCUUCGAGGACCCCAGAUUCCCCGCCUACGACGACUCGCUCUUCUACCAGGGCAACAGGAUCGGACGUGUGGUCUGGAAGAGGCCUCGGGAGUUGUGUGAAGACCCCCACCUGUUUGUGGACGGCAUCAGCGCCCACGACCUGCACCAGGGUCAGCUGGGGAACUGCUGGUUCGUGGCCGCCUGCUCCAGCCUCGCCUCCAGAGAGGCGCUGUGGCAGAAGGUUAUCCCAGACUGGAAGGAGCAGGAAUGGGACACGGAAAAGCCCGAAUCGUACGCGGGGAUUUUCCACUUCCGUUUCUGGCGUUUUGGGGAGUGGGUGGACGUGGUGAUCGAUGACCGGCUGCCCACGGUGGACAACCAGCUGGUCUACUGCCACUCCAACGACAGCAACGAGUUCUGGAGCGCGCUGGUGGAGAAGGCCUACGCUAAGGUGUACGGCAUCUACGAGGCGUUGGACGGGGGAAACACUGCGGACGCUUUGGUGGAUUUCACUGGUGGAGUUUCAGAGCCCGCAGACCUUCUGGAGGGUCAGAUGGCAACAGAUGAGGUCGCCAGAAACCAGCUGUUCGAACGAGUGCUAAAAGUUCACAACAGAGACGGAUUAAUCAGCUGCUCCAUCAGGGCGACCACGAUAGAGGACAUGGAGGCGCGGCUGGACUGCGGUCUGGUGAAAGGUCACGCCUACGCCGUGACGGACGUAAAGAAAGUGAGGCUCGGUCACGGGCUGCUGGCCUUCUUCAAGUCGGAGAAACUGCAUAUGAUCCGCAUGAGGAACCCCUGGGGAGAGAAGGAGUGGAGCGGACCCUGGAGCGACAGUUCGGAGGAGUGGAACAAGGUGAGCAAGAGUGAGAGAGAGAAGCUGGGAGUCACCGUGCAGGACGACGGAGAGUUCUGGAUGACCUUCGAUGAUUUCUGCCAGUAUUUCACGGACCUGAUCAUGUGCCGCCUCAUCAACACGUCGUACCUGAGCAUCCACAAAACCUGGGAGGAGGAAGUGAUGCGAGGAUCCUGGGUCCACCGUCAGGAUCCUCUGCGAAAUCGAUCAGGAGGAUGCAUCAACCACAAGGCCAGCUUCCUGCAGAGCCCCCAGUACGUGUUCGAUGUGAAGAAGCUGGAGGACGAGGUUCUGAUCUGCUUACAGCAAAAAGAGAAGAGAGCCACCCCCAAAGAGGGGAAAGGGGAAAACCUGGCCAUAGGAUUCGAUAUUCACCGGGUGGAGCUGAACAGGAAGUACCGGAUGCACUCGGCUCAGCAGAAAGUUGCCGGAUCGAUUUACAUAAACUCCCGCUGCGUGUUCCUCAGGAAGGAGAUGCAGGAGGGGCGAUACGUCAUCAUCCCCACGACCUUCGACCCCGGGCAGCAGGGAGACUUCCUACUGAGGGUCUUCACUGACGUGCCUUCAGACUGCAAAGAGCUGACUCUAGACGAGCCCCCUCAGACCUGCUGGACGGGGAUGUGUGGAUACCCUCAGCUCGUCACUCAGGUCCACGUGAUGAACGCUGAGGGUCUGCAGGGCCAGGACAACAACGGAGUUGUGGAUCCGUACGUGAUCAUCACCUGUGAAGGAGAGAGGGUUCGAUCGCCGGUUUAUAAGGACACUCGCUGCCCAAACUUCGACAUCAAAGGCCUGUUUUACCGCAAGAAACCCAAAGAAGGAAUCCACAUCGAGAUCUACAACAAGAACAUGAUCUUGGACACCUUCCUGGGUCAGGUGAUCCUGUUCAGCGACCCGAACGAGCGCCAGGAGAAUCAAACCCUCCACCUCCGAGACAAAGGCAGCCGUCAAGACAACGAUCUGCCGGGAACGCUCACUGUGCGCCUCAUCACCUCCACGGCGCUCACAAACAUCUGACAAACCGCCAUCUUUCAUCUGAAUCCAACAUUUAUCAAACAUCUGACAAACUGCCAUCUUUUAUCUGGAUCCAACAUCAAUCAAACAUCUGACUAACCGCCAUCUUUCAUCUGAAUCCAACAUCAAUCCAACAUCCGACUAACCGCCAUCUUUGAUCUGGAUCCAACAUCAAUCCAACAUCUGACAAACCGCCAUCUUUCAUCUGAAUCCAACAUUAAUCCAACAUCUGACAAACCGCCAUCUUUCAUCUGAAUCCAACAUCAAUCCAACAUCCGACUAACCGCCAUCUUUGAUCUGGAUCCAACAUCAAUCCAACAUCUGACAAACCGCCAUCUUUUAUCUGAAUCCAACAUCAAUCCAACAUCUGACAAACCGCCAUCUUUUAUCUGAAUCCAACAUCAAUCCAACAUCUGACAAACCGCCAUCUUUUAUCUGAAUCCAACAUCAAUCCAACAUCUGACAAACCGCCAUCUUUUAUCUGAAUCCAACAUCAAUCCAACAUCUGACAAACCGCCAUCUUUUAUCUGAAUCCAACGUCAAUCCAACAUCCGACAAACCGCCAUCUUUUAUCUAAAUCCAACAUCAAUCCAACAUCUGACAAACCGCCAUCUUUUAUCUAAAUCCAACAUCAAUCCAACAUCCGACAAACCGCCAUCUUUUAUCUGAAUCCAACAUCAAUCCAACAUCUGACAAACCGCCAUCUUUUAUCUAAAUCCAACAUCAAUCCAACAUCCGAAAAACCGCCAUCUUUUAUCUGAAUCCAACAUCUGACAAACUGCCAUCUUUUAUCUGAAUCCAACAUCUGACGCUCAUCUGUUUCCAUCAAUCUACUCGGGCUGCGAUCCUCCAAACAUGGCGGGAGCUCACUGUGUCUAUUCUUAUUUGGUGUGAAUGCUGAGAAAGCAAACACAACAUUAUGUUUUUCAACUUUUUUGAAAGUCUGCCUUCUUCUCCCACAUUUUGCAUCGCAGAAACUCUGUUGAUACAUCCUAACAUUCAGCUCGAUUAAGACAUGCGCGCUAUUACUUUGAACAUCCAUAAUUCCCAGAAAUAUUACCCACAAUUCAUCAAAACGUAACUACAGAAGUCUUCACGUUUUUAUGACACGUCUAAGCCAGCAUUGCCGUUUAGCGUCAUACAGCAUUCACACCGCAAUCUCUUCAGAAUUGCAUUCUCUUGUUUGGUGUGAAUGCUGGGAAGCCUUCUCACCAUAUGUUCUUAUACUGAGUUUGAUUCGCUUCUUCUCCCAAAUUCCUAAUCGCAGUCAGGUUUCAGCAUUCACACCGCAAUUUCUUCCGUACAUUUUAUUGGGACCUUAUCUUCUUCCACAUUUUUCAACCCUUAAACUGCUCCUUCACACUUUCACUCCAUUCAAACUUCAAAAUGUUCCACGUCUUUCGGACAUUAUUCCCAACAUUUAAAUCAGAUUUCAGCAUUCACACCGCAAUUUCUUCAGGAGUUGAAUUCUCUAGCUUCUUUUUGCUUCUGGAGGGUUUUUGACGUCCGACACAUAUUUCUGGAUGAUAAGACAAUGUUUAAUAUCUCUGAACACAUUCCUGCCCCCACGUUCGCUUCAGAAAUGUGUUCUUAAAGUCGAAAUUUCCCCUCACACACACACACCUUUACAUGCAGACGUGUGUGUGUGUGUUUCCAUGCAUGUGCCAUUGUUUCCAAAGGGCUAUGCAUUGCCUUAAGGUUGAGUCUCCACCUUGAGGAGACGGAGGAUAAAACACUUUCUCCAUCCUCACAGUUAGCACAGCCUCCAUUUUUUUGAUUUUUUUGCUCCACAGUUUCACUUUCGUUUUGCCUCUUAUUUUAAAACGUGGAUUCUCGUCCCGCCCUCACCUCUUUCACCAGUUUGCCGGUGCUUUCCGAGAGCAUGCAGCACUGUCUGUCACUUCUUAUCUCCACAAAGGGAAGCCAACAGCAGCUCCUCUGUUGUUGUUGUUGUUGUUGUUGUUGUUGUUGUUGUUGUGUGAAAUCCUGCCUCCUGUCUUCCUUCAGAGACACAAGACGCUUUCUGCCGGUUGCUAUGGAUGAUCUAAAAUAAACUGCAUGGCUUUAAAAAGAAACUCUCUGCCUGUGCUGCACAUUUGACCGGUCGUAGCUUAGUAGCCGGUGCUACUCUCCCCCCUUUUCCUCCCCCAAUGUGUACACAACCCAGUGGAGUGCAAGGAUAUCACCCGGACAUAAUCAAGUGCUUUAUGGGACUACUUUCUGAGUCCCUUUCAAACACACCCCUGUGCCACUUCAUCUCUUAACGGCAACACCACUGCCUGGCGCUGACUGCAGU